AUGAUUAUAUGUUCUUUUUUUUUUCUUUCCUCAUAUUUUACAAUUCUUUCUUUCUUAAUCCGUACAUUUUGCGAAUUUUCAUGUUUUCUUCUUUUGUUUUUAUAUUUUGUUUCCUGUCUGAUUUUACUUUUGCCUUUUUGUCAUUCUUUCUUUUUUAUAGGCACACCUUUUAAUUUUUCUUUCUUUCUUUCUUUCUUUCUUUCUUUCUUUCUUUCUUUCUUUCUAAUACAUUCUCUUCCUUUCGUUUAUCUCUUCAUUUUUUUUUUUUUUUUUUCCUUUAAUGCAUUUUUUCUUUUUUUUUUCUUUCUAAUCUCGUCUUUUCGUUUACAUUCUCUUCAUUCUUACUCUGGUGCCUCCUUUCUUUCUUUCUUUCGUUUUAAUACAUUCUCUUUCUUUCUCUUACAGUCUGAUCAUGUUUUCUUUCUUUAUUCCUGUAAUGUUUCUUUCUUUUUAAUACAUUAUCUUCCUUUAAGUCUCCUGAUUCUUGCUUUCGUUUCAUUUUUCUUUUCCUUUUUCUUUCUUUCUUUCUUUCUUUCUUUCUUUCUUUCUAAAAUCAUGUCUUCCUUUAGUAUACAGUUUCUACACUUGUCUUCGUUUCUUUCUUUCUUUUUCCUUUCCUUUUUCCUUUUUUUAUUCAUUCUUUCUUUCUUUCUAAUACAUUCUCUUCCUUCCUUUGAUAGUCGCUUCAUUCUUUCUUCUUUCUUUCUUUCUUUCUUUCUUUCUAAUAUAUUCUCUUCAUUUCUUUUUCGGUCUCUUCAAUUAUUCUUUCUUUCAUCCUUUUCUAAUCCUUUCUUUUCUCUUAUUUUCUUUCCUGAUUUCUAUUUUGAUACAUUCUUUUUUUCUUUUCUUUCUCUAUAUGUUCUUCUUUUAACUUUUCUUCUUUUUACGAUUUCUUUCUUUAUGUUUCUCUUAUUACGCUUUCAUUCUCUCUCUCGUUUUCUUCAUAAAUGUCCUUCAAUCAUUCUUUCUCCUUAUUUUUUUUUUACUCUUUUUAUACGUUUUGUGAUUUCCAUAAACCUUUCCCUCCUUUUUUCCUACAUAUUUUCUUUGUUAUAUUUUUCCAAUUCACUCAUUUUUGUAGGAAAUGUAUUUAUUUGCUUUCGCUCAUUAUUCAUUUAUUUAAUCUUAAUAUUCUUCACGUAUUUAAUUUUUAUUUCUUCCCGUAUCAUUUUCGUUCUCUCCCUGAAGGGUACUUUUUCAACUCUCAAAACUUGGCCGUUUGACGUUUACUCAUUUUCAACAUGGCAGCCAUCGCCUGAUGAUGAGAUGGAUCCUCGUUAA
Molecule: messenger RNA, 1281 nt
Organism: Acanthosepion pharaonis
Lineage: Eukaryota; Metazoa; Mollusca; Cephalopoda; Sepiida; Sepiidae
Source: the annotation of a GenBank genome assembly